AUGCCCAAGGACAAGAAGAAGCGCGCGCGCAACGUGGGCACUGCUUCGGCCGCGCAAAAUGCGCUCGGGCGAACGCUCGCGACGCCCAACACGAACUUGGGGCAGCAUUUCCUCAAGAACCCCAUGAUCGUGACGCAGAUCGUCGCCAAAGCAGCGAUCCGCGGCACUGACGUGUGCCUCGAAGUCGGUCCCGGGACAGGGAACAUGACCGUGAAGCUCUUGGACCAGGCGAAGCGCGUCGUGGCGGUGGAGUUUGACGCGCGGAUGGUCGCAGAGCUCCAGAAGCGGAUCCAGCACACGGAGCACCUGUACCACUUGCAGAUCAUUCACGGCGACGUCAUGCGCGUGCAGUUGCCGUUCUUUGACGUGUGCGUGGCGAACCUGCCGUACCAGAUCUCGUCGCCCUUUGUGUUCAAGCUGCUCGCCCAUCGUCCCAUGUUUCGCUGUGCUGUGAUUAUGUUUCAAGAAGAGUUUGCCAAGCGGCUGAGUGCCAAACCAGGUGACGAGCUGUACUGUCGCUUGUCGGUGAACACGCAGCUGCUGGCUAAGGUGGACCAGCUGCUGAAAGUCGGACGCAAUAACUUUCGUCCGCCGCCGAAAGUCGAGUCGCGUGUGGUCCGCAUUGAGCCGCGGAACCCGCCACCGCCCGUGAACUUUACGGAAUGGGACGGUCUGAUCAAGAUCAUCUUUAACCGCAAGAACAAGACGCUGCACUCGUGCUUUGUGACCAAGUCGGUGCUGAAGAUUCUGGAGGAGAACUACAAGACGUACUGCUCGCUGAAUGACGAGCUUCCGGAAGGUGAUAUUGACAUGAAGAAGAAAGUGGAAGAGGUGCUGGCUAUCGAAGACUUUGGCGGAAAGCGAGGUGCCAAGAUGGACCAAGACGACUUUUUGCAACUACUGGAACGGUUCAACGCGAACCACAUCCAUUUUUCCUAG
Hyaloperonospora brassicae is the source of this 939-nucleotide messenger RNA. Lineage: Eukaryota; Oomycota; Peronosporomycetes; Peronosporales; Peronosporaceae. The record is from the annotation of a GenBank genome assembly.